AGCUUCUUUCGUUGGGGAUGAGACGGUGCUAGACAGUUUUGUUCGCAGCUCUCACGCCAUAGUGUUUUGUUUACCCAAGUGUAGUUUAAACAUCGACCAGAGAUGAAUGUUCUCACUGUGUUGCCGUCCAAUUUUGGAUAUGUGAUCUUUACUUACCUCUACAGCUGGAUUAUGCUGAUGUAUUUAGGAAUUAAGGUUGGGGCUGCCAGGAAGAAGUACGACGUUAAGUAUCCCACCAUGUACAGUGACAAAGAACAAGUGUUCAACUGUAUCCAGAGAGCACACCAGAACACUCUGGAGGUGUACCCUCAGUGGCUUGUUUUCCAAACCAUUGCAGCUCUUGUCUAUCCGUUAUCAGCAUCUGUGCUGGGCGCUAUUUGGGUGACUAGCAGGUUCUCCUAUGCCUGGGGUUACUACACAGGAGAUCCAGCCAAGAGGAUGAAUGGUGCCUAUGGCUACAUUGGAUUAUUUGGAGUUGUCAUUCUGUCCGUAUCUGUAGCUUUGGAACUGCUUGGAGUCUUUUAGAUGUUUGUCAUCUGGCAAUUGCCCAUAUGACUUAACAGUUUACUGAUUUAUACUGACUUGCAUGGCAUUUAAAAUGUAUCACCAAUAAAGUAGCUGCAUUCUUUAAAUUCUGCUGCCAUAUUAUGCUAAACACAUUUUUAUAGACCACUAAUAUGAUACUUCAUAUCUUUUUUGUUUCUGUAUUUGGUGUGAAUGUCUGCUUCAUGUAAUCAUCAACAAUAAAGUAGAUGAUGACUAA
Messenger RNA from Monopterus albus (swamp eel), 763 nucleotides. It is a transcript of the gene mgst3b, whose product is annotated as microsomal glutathione S-transferase 3b. The record is from RefSeq and is a predicted model, not a curated record. Gene Ontology annotation, cellular component: endoplasmic reticulum; nuclear envelope; membrane. Gene Ontology annotation, molecular function: glutathione peroxidase activity; glutathione transferase activity. NCBI's taxonomy places the organism in Eukaryota, Metazoa, Chordata, Actinopteri, Synbranchiformes, Synbranchidae. The transcript has 4 exons. The coding region runs from base 103 to 525 and encodes 140 amino acids.